AAUUGUUCAAAGGAAGGACUGCUGCUUCAGAAACCACAGUUCUCAGCUCAGCACACUUAGAAACAUUGCUUGUUUCAACUUCUUUUCAGUCUGCUUUGGAACAGCUAUGCUGCCCGAUUCAACUUCAGCUCUUCUUCUCCUGAGCGUCCUCCUUGUUCACUCCUCUGUUCUGUCCUGUCGGAUCGGGACCCAAAAAGAGUGUGAUGCUGCUCCUUUUGCACCAGGCCACGACCUGGUGGGGGAAGGUUUUGACAUAGUCACACUGGAGAGAAAAAGACUUCAUGUGAUUGAUGUGACGACUUAUCUGAGCCCCAGCAAAACCUGUAAACUCUGCACCAACCCUCUUCAAAAACAUGCCCUCCAAAAACUUCCAUCUUCUGUUGUGGACUGGAGUUACGUCAGUCAAUGCAGUCCUGACAUCCGCAGCAAACUUCACACCUCUCUUAGCUCUCUGGUUGAGUCUUACACAACCCAAGAUACCAAUGAUUGGUCGGUUGGCUUGAAGGUUCAAAUGUUUGUGUUUGCCGGCCUAGAUGCGGGAGCAACCCGCUCCAAUGCCUACAAGUUCGUUUCACAAAGAAGCAAAGAGGAUCGCUACACUUUCAGCAUACACAGUGUCGCCUGCAGCCAUUAUGGUUUGAUAUUAUCAAACACACCUCCCUUAACCUUAAAAUUCAAAAAGCGGUUAGACCUCCUGCCAAGUCACUACAACAACUCCACUAAGAACGAGUUUAGAAAGCUCAUAAACACCUAUGGCACACACUACUUCAGAAUGGUUAAUAUUGGAGGGCGACUGAGACGACUGAUAUCUUCACGAAGCUGCUUGGCCUCCCUGAAUGGGUUAAACGCAAAAGAGAUCCACUCCUGUUUAUCUAUGGGUAUAGCUGUUGGCUUGGGGAAAGUGAAAAUCUCUAGUGUCCAGAAGUCUUGCAUUGGUGUCCUAAAAAACCUGGACUCCGCCACUAACUUCAGCUCUGGUCUCCACCAAAACUUCACAGAAGUGUCAGGAGGAAAUGGUUGGUUGGGGGAGUUUUCAAUUUUCCAAAAUGAUUCCAUAGACUACAUGAACUGGCUAAAGAGCCUGAAAGAACAACCAGAUGUUGUUUCACACUCCCUUCGACCUCUCUAUGAGCUCGUGCCAAACGAGCUUCAAAAGGCAGCAGUGAAAGCUGCUAUUGAGCAGUAUUUGAAGGACAAUGCUGUGAAGAAAUCACCCAAAGAACCACACUGUGAGGGCAAAACCCCUAAUGUGGCCUCUAACUGCUGCCCUCAGCACGCCUCAUGGGGAACUCUAUCAGUGACCAUUGUUCGAGGCAGGGAUCUAUUCGGAGAUGAGCUUUCACUAACUGAUGGCUAUGCCAAGAUGUACUAUGGUUCCAUACAACGCAAGACCAAAAUCAUCGAGUCCAAUAAUCCUCAGUGGAACGCUGAGUUUAAUUUGGGCAAGGUUGACACAAGCCUGGAAUUGAAGAUUGAGGUUUGGGAUAAAGACUGGAAAUCCGACGACCUUCUAAUACGGUGCGAGAAGUACCUGAUCCCUGGCAGUCACACUUUCACGUGCAAAGGACAGUAUGGAAACGUUGAGGUUAAAUACAUGCUGACCUGUGACCCGUAUCUGACUGGAGAAAAGUGCAGCCAUUAUAAACCAUCUCCUUUAGAGACAGAUGAUUGGUGAGUUUUGGGAAUGAAAGCAUUUCAUUUCUUCACAUAACAUUAACUCACUAAAUCUGGUAGAAACUAACAAUUUAUUCUUAAUCGUUUAGUUUUGUUAAAGACCUAGCUAAAUGUGUAUUUAUCAUACAAUGAAAAAUUCAAGAUUCUGUGUAACAUUUAAUCACAAGAAAUAGCUAUGUUUUAAUAUAUGCAACCAGAAAUUGUGUUCCAUUAAAUGACAAUAACAUUUUUGAAAUUGCUA
This is a messenger RNA of Poecilia reticulata (guppy), 1915 nucleotides long. Lineage: Eukaryota; Metazoa; Chordata; Actinopteri; Cyprinodontiformes; Poeciliidae. The record is from RefSeq and is a predicted model, not a curated record.